This is a messenger RNA of Botrytis fragariae, 1143 nucleotides long. RefSeq names its product putative glycosyl hydrolase 53 protein. Gene Ontology annotation, biological process: pectin catabolic process. The record is from RefSeq and is a predicted model, not a curated record. Gene Ontology annotation, molecular function: glucosidase activity. The transcript is spliced from 2 exons. The coding region runs from base 1 to 1143 and encodes 380 amino acids. NCBI's taxonomy places the organism in Eukaryota, Fungi, Ascomycota, Leotiomycetes, Helotiales, Sclerotiniaceae.
AUGAAAUUCUGGGGUCUUUUAACUACUGUCUUGCCAUUAGCAUUGGCAAGACCAGAAAACCAUUCAAGAGAUUCCUCAUAUUUUUUCAAAGGACAUGAUUUAUCCUCCCUCCUCAUGCUGGAACAAGGCGGUUCCAUCUUCAAAGACACCCUCAAACACAACGCCACCCGACCCGCCGAAGCCAUUCUCGGCGACGGCGGCAUGAACAGCGUGCGACUUCGUCAAUGGGUUGACCCCGUCGAUGGCACCUACGGUCUAGCAUACAAUCUCAAUCUCGCCAAGCGCAUGCAAAAACAAGGAUACAAAAUCUAUCUCGAUUUCCACUUUUCCGAUUCCUGGGCCGAUCCAAACAAACAACCUCCUCCCGCCGCGUGGCCCACAGAAUUAAAACCUCUUGCGAAAACUCUGAGAGGUUAUGUAAAGGAUACACUCGUAUCCUUCAAAAACGCCGGCAUCAAACUCGACAUCGUGGCCUUGGGGAAUGAAAUCCGUCACGGCAUGUUAUGGCCCGUCGGCUACGUAGACGUGGACAUCCAACCCACCAGCGCACUGCACAAGAAUUUUUCCUCCUUCGCCACGCUCUGGAAAUCCGCACGCGCAGGAGUCGACGAUGCGCUUGCGGCCGGCGUGUCAAAACCACAGAUCAUGAUCCACAUCGAUGAUGGCUGGAACGUGACGCUUCAACAGCGCUGGUUCGAUGCGCUGACCGCUAAUGGCGUACCGCUCUCCGCGUGGGACGUUUUUGGAUUUUCCUUCUAUCCUUUCUACGGCACUGCAGCGACCUUGGCCAAUCUGCGCACGACUUUGCAUUGGGUUGCGGAAACUUAUCGUAAGCCGGUUCACGUGGCUGAGACGGAUUACCCGGCAAUUUGUGAUGGGCAAUACAAUCCUAUUCCUGAGAGCAGCGAGCCGGAAAUUCCGUAUACGGUUGCGGGUCAGCUUGAGUGGACGGAAGAUGUGAUUAGUAUUGUGAGAAAUGUACCUCAUGGAUUGGGUAGAGGAGUGCAUUAUUGGGAACCGGCGUGGUUGAAUAAUACUAGUCUGGGAAGUGAUUGCAAUGAUGCGAUCUUAUUUGCGCCGGACUAUAGUGCGUGGCCUACUACCGUAGGUUAUAGUAGAAAGUCGGUUGCAUUGUUUAAAUAG